UUGAGGGAAGAUUAAAUAUCAUCAUACUUUGGACAGUAAUUCAAGUAUGUCUUGUCUCAAAAUCACUGGUUGGUUUGGUAUUGUUUGGAACUGUAGUCACUGGAUUUAUAUCAAAGAUGGAGAAUUUCGAGUGCAAUCCUAAAAAUACUCUCAUGGUUGCCCAGAAGCGUUUGGAGAUGUUUCGUAAACUUAAAACUGGUUUUGGACCAUAUUUGUUUGCUCUGUUUUCAGUUCAUACCCUGGCUCUGGUUGCUAUAGUAUUUUUGGCUGUUGACUUCUGGAAGGAAGGAGUUAAUACUCAGGUCUUAAUAUCGUUUGCACUCAUCAUCUUCUUUACUGGAUUGCCAUUGUUGUACACAGUCCUAUUGGCCAAAAGUGCACAUUCAAAAUUCCAGAAUAUCUUACCAAUUCUGAGGACUGCAUGCAGCAUGGAGACAACUGAAGUUAAGAUGGAUUACUUACUCCUCAUUCUGGAGAUUCAACAAGAGGAAACAUUUUCUGGGUGUGAAUUCUUUCUGAUUGAGAAGUCUACUUUGCUAUCUGUACUUGGUACUAUUGUGACAUACUCAGUAGUACUUAUUACAUCAGCAUAGAGUACACUCUUUGCUAUCUGUACUUGGUACUAUUGUGACAUAGUCAGAAGUAAUACUUUAAAAGAAUAUACAUUUAUGUGCAAAUUUAGCAUUAAAAAUAGCAAACAAAAACCGAAUUGAAGCUAGAAAUCAAUAAUAAAAGUUUUACAAUAUUUUUUUUAUCAAUUGUGAAUGUUUUGCAACCAAAUCUGGCCUGUUUAAAAUAUCUUAAAGUUUUAACCUAAUCAU
This is a messenger RNA of Eurytemora carolleeae, 821 nucleotides long. RefSeq lists its product as uncharacterized. Gene Ontology annotation, biological process: sensory perception of taste. The record is from RefSeq and is a predicted model, not a curated record. Lineage: Eukaryota; Metazoa; Arthropoda; Copepoda; Calanoida; Temoridae. The transcript is spliced from 3 exons. Gene Ontology annotation, cellular component: membrane. Bases 117 to 593 code for a protein of 158 amino acids.